Molecule: messenger RNA, 6033 nt
Organism: Eutrema salsugineum
Lineage: Eukaryota; Viridiplantae; Streptophyta; Magnoliopsida; Brassicales; Brassicaceae
Product: DNA polymerase zeta catalytic subunit
Exons: 20
Coding region: 100-5769 (1889 amino acids)
Biological process (GO): error-prone translesion synthesis; double-strand break repair via homologous recombination
Cellular component (GO): zeta DNA polymerase complex; nucleus
Molecular function (GO): nucleotide binding; DNA binding; DNA-directed DNA polymerase activity
Source: RefSeq, a predicted model, not a curated record
GAUUAGUCGGUUUCGGAUUUUGUCCAGCCCUGUGGAGAAUCCACCGGCGGGAAUAACAAUUUCGGGGUUCCGGUUCCGGUCAAAGUCUUAGAGGCAGCCAUGGCUGAUUCUCUGUCGGGUUCCAAUGUUUUUAGCCUACGGAUUGUUUCGAUCGAUUACUACAUGGCUUCUCCGAUCCCUGGAUUUGAUAUCUGCUACAGUAGCUUCCAAGGUGGCCAAGUAAACGAAGUCCCUGUUAUAAGGAUCUAUGGCUCAACACCUGCUGGUCAGAAGACUUGCUUGCACAUUCAUCGUGCUAUUCCAUAUCUCUACAUUCCAUGCUCUGAAAUUCCUCUUGAUCAUCAUAAAGGAGUUGAUGGAAAUAUACCUGCUGUAUCACUUGAGUUGGAGAAGGCUUUAAAGCUUAAGGGUAGCGCUGCUUCAAAAAGGCAACAUGUCCAUGAUUGUGAGAUUGUUAGAGCAAAGAAGUUUUAUGGAUACCAUUCAACGGAGGAGGCAUUUGUGAAGAUUUAUCUUUACCAUCCACACGAUGUGGCUCGUGCUGCCAGUCUUCUUCUGGCAGGUGCUGUUCUUGGUAAAAGCUUGCAGCCUUACGAGUCUCAUAUUCCUUUUAUUCUCCAGUUUCUGGUUGACUAUAAUUUGUAUGGAAUGGGUCAUGUACAUAUAUCAAAGAUGAAGUUCCGUAGCCCUGUGCCUCACCAUUUCCGUCCAAGGAGAUUUGACUUGGAUGAAUGUGUGGGACAAGGGAUUGACGAAAUGGCUAGUUCAAUGGCAGAUUCAAGUCCGGCUGCAACCGUCAAUUUCCCUGUUUGGAGUUUGUCAACAAUCCCUGGUCAAUGGAUGUGGAAUAUUUCUGAAGAAUCUGAUACACCGUUUAGCCAGAGCCAACAUAGCCACCAUUGCAGACGUCAAAGUCUCUGUGAACUUGAGGGAGAUACUACUAUUAGUGGUAAUUUUCCUGAAACUAAAUAUAAUUGUUUUUGUUUCAGAAUAUAUGAACGGACCUUUGAACUAGUUUCUUCUCUUGCAGAUAUUCUCAAUCAACAAUUUAAAAUGUACAACUCCCUCUCACAAGCCCAGUCUGAUACUAAGAUGGUUCAGUCGCUGGUGGCAAUUUGGGAGGAGGAGUAUGAAAGGACUGGUGUGGAUGAUGCACCUAUACCUCCUGAUCCCGGAAAGCCCUCUGCAGCUGAUGUGCUGAAGACUAUGUCACAUUAUGCUGGGUUUGAGAAUAUGCUAAAGGAAAUGCAUCGCGAAGUUGGAUUGUCUCCUUAUGAUAUGAAGCCUACUGCAGUUUCUUCAGCCGGUUCAGAUGUGCACGUCAAACCUGAGACUACGGAUCUGCAGGUUUUGAAUCAGAUGGUUGAUACAGGGAGUGAGUUCCCUGCAUCAGAAAAGCUUUCUCCCCUUGAUGAGAGGAGUGGAGAAGCAUCAAUGGAAACGCCCACUGACAGAGAUACACCUGCUGAAAUACAAGAUGCUGAAGCCUUGGGUCUCUUUAAGUGGUUUGCCUCAUCCCAGGCGGCAGAGGACAUAAACUCUGAUGAUGAAAUUCUCCGAGAAACCAUCCUUAGUCCUCUAUUGCCUUUAGCGUCCAUUAACAAGGUUCUUGAAAUGGCUAGUACAGAUUAUGUGAGCCAAUCCCAAAAGGAAUGUCAAGACAUUCUUGAUUCCCAGGAUGAUCAACCAGACUUCGGGAGCUCGACAAAAGGAGCUUUGCAUACUAAUCUUGAUAGCCAGAAUCCUAUAACUUCAUCAGGGAAACAUUCCCUUGACACAGAAGUCUCUAGUGAUGUUCCAAAUAUGUCAACUUCAACUGCAUCAAGCGAAAAUUCAUUCCAGAGAUACAGAAAAAGUGAUUUUCGUACGAGUGAAGUGAUGGAGAAUAAGAAUAGGAGCUUCUCUAGGAGCAACAAGCCUACCAAAUCUGUAUGGGGGCCUUUACCUUUUUCGUUGACAAAAAAUCUUCAAGAGGACUUCGACAGUACAAAUGCUAGUGAUAAACUUGGUCUGACAAAGAUUGAUUCCGACCCCAUGAAAGAGAUGAAAGACAGCCUUGAUGUUCCAGUCAAAGAACAUCAAGCAGAUGUUUGUAACACCAUUGACGGGAACGUUUUGGCUCGAUGUUCGCUGCGGGACUUAAUGAGAAAAAAGCGGUCAUGCUCGCCUGCUUCACAAAAUAUAAAGGUUAGGAAGGUUUUGCCACAGACUAGAGACUCUCGGGACGGGAAGGAGUGCAUUGCUACCUUGAGAUAUGAGGCCAAGAAACAAGAUCCUGCCCUUUCUGCAGAAGUUACUGGAUGUUCAUUUGGCGAUGCUCCUCAAACUUUAUCUCCUAUAGAUGCAGGAAAUUAUGAGUCAUCCGAACUUCAUUCUGUUGAUAGAUGUUCGGCUAAAGAGACAGCAGGUCAAAACAAUGCUGAAGUUUCGAGGAAUUUUUUAUCUGCCACUGUUCCACUUGGUAAGGAAUCAAAAACUGUGGAAUCAGGAAUAUUGGUGUCUAGCAACAAACAUGUUGGGAUUGAUGAUAUAAACAAUGUCCAAAAAUCUGGGGAUGAGCAAGAGUCAACUGCCAAUGUAAUUGUUGAUACAGGAAGGUUAAUAUGCCUAACCUUAAGCAAGAAGCCUCCUUCUCUCGAUUGCCUUAGUGCUGGACUGCAGGGUUCUUCACAUUCUCAUGAAAGUCCCGUCCAAUUUCAUCAGGCCAGGGACAAACAGUUGGAGGACACCGAAGUCAACGAGGACGAAAAGAAACACUUUUUCCAAGGAGCUUCUCUCGGUAUUCCCUUGCAUCAUCUCAAUGACGGCUCCAACCUUUACCUACUGACCCCUGCCUUUUCACCCCCUUCUGUGGAUUCUGUUUCACAAUGGAUAUCGAAUCACAAAGGUCCAGGAGAAUUAACUAUUGAUGCAGAAAAACAACCACUAGGAGAUGAUCAUGCGUCUGCAUCUAAUGUCAUGUCUGUAUUUGAGAAAGUGGAGCAGCAUAAUAACGUUUUUGUGAAUUCAGAAUCAAAUGCUCAUACGGAGUCUGAGAUAGAUCAUGAAAGCAAAAGAAAGUUUCUUAACCUUAAUUUGCAGACCAGUGUUUCACAAGAGAUGUCUCAGAUUUCAGCUCCUGAGGGGAAAUCAGGGUCCACUCCCUUAAGUCAAAUUGGAUUCCGAGAUCCUGCAAGCAUGGGAGCUGGGCAACAGCUUACUGUGCUGAGUAUAGAGGUUCAUGCAGAGUCUAGAGGAGACCUGCGACCUGAUCCACGAUUUGAUUCGGUCAAUGUCAUAGCUCUCGUCGUGCAGAAUGACAAUAGUUUUGCAGCUGAAGUAUUCGUGCUAGUAUUUAGUCCAGAUAGGAUUUAUCAGAGAAAUGUUGAUGGCCUAUCUGGAUGCAAGUUGUCUGUCUUCCUUGAAGAGAAGCAACUAUUCAGUUGUUUUAUUGAGACUUUAUGUAAAUGGGAUCCAGAUAUUCUUGUGGGCUGGGAUAUACAGGGUGGAUCUCUUGGUUUUCUAGCUGAAAGGGCUACACAUCUUGGUAUUGGAUUUCUCAAAAAUAUAUCUAGGACGCCAUCUCCGACCACAAAAAACGAUUCAGACAAGAGAAAUCUUGGUAAUAAUCUGCUGCCAGAUCCGUUGCUAAGUGAUCAUGCUCAAGUAGAAGAAGUGGUAAUUGAGGACGAGUGGGGACGCACACAUGCUAGUGGUGUUCAUGUUGGAGGUAGAAUUGUUCUCAAUGCAUGGCGUUUGAUUCGCGGGGAAGUGAAACUCAACAUGUACACGAUUGAAGCUGUGUCGGAGGCUGUUUUGAGGCAGAAGAUUCCAUCAAUCCCUUAUAAAGUAUUGACGCAAUGGUUUUCAAGUGGUCCUGCGGGUGCACGAUAUCGAUGCAUAGAAUAUGUGAUUCGCCGAGCAAAUCUGAACCUUGAGAUAAUGAGCCAACUUGACAUGAUAAAUCGUACGUCAGAACUUGCUCGUGUUUUUGGCAUCGACUUCUUCUCAGUUCUCUCCCGAGGUUCCCAAUACAGAGUAGAAUCCAUGCUUCUGAGAUUAGCACAUACACAAAAUUAUCUUGCUAUCUCUCCAGGAAACCAACAGGUUGCUUCUCAGCCAGCUAUGGAAUGUGUACCUCUUGUGAUGGAACCAGAAUCUGCCUUCUAUGAUGAUCCUGUUAUUGUGUUGGACUUUCAAUCUCUUUACCCUUCAAUGAUUAUAGCAUAUAAUCUGUGCUUUUGCACAUGCCUCGGAAAACUUGCACAUUUGAAGAUGAACACCCUUGGGGUCAGCUCAUACUCACUGGACCUUAAUGUUCUUCACGAUUUUAAUCAGAUCCUGCAGACCCCAAACAGUGUGAUGUACGUGCCAUCAGAGGCGCGCAGAGGAAUUUUACCAAGGCUGCUAGAGGAAAUUCUAUCUACAAGAAUAAUGGUGAAAAAAGCAAUGAAGAAGUUGACUCCGUCAGAAGCAGUUCUUCACCGGAUAUUUAAUGCGAGGCAGCUUGCUUUAAAGCUGAUAGCAAAUGUGACUUAUGGCUAUACUGCUGCUGGCUUCAGUGGUCGAAUGCCUUGUGCAGAGCUGGCAGAUAGUAUUGUCCAGUGUGGUCGUAGCACACUUGAAAAGGCUAUUUCGUUCGUCAAUGCCAAUGAAAAUUGGAACGCUAGAGUUGUAUAUGGCGACACCGAUAGUAUGUUUGUCCUUCUCAAAGGACGAACUGUAAAAGAAGCUUUUGUAGUCGGACAAGAGGUUGCAUCUGCAAUAACUGAAAUGAACCCACACCCAGUCACUCUAAAGAUGGAGAAAGUCUAUCAACCUUGUUUCCUUCUUACGAAAAAGCGGUAUGUUGGGUACAGUUAUGAAAGUCCCGAUCAGAAUGAACCUAUAUUCGAUGCAAAAGGUAUUGAAACUGUUCGAAGAGACACUUGUGCAGCUGUUGCAAAAACUAUGGAGCAGUCAUUGAGACUCUUUUUUGAAAAAAAGAACAUCUCUAAGGUUAAGUCAUACUUGUAUAGACAGUGGAAGCGGAUACUACAAGGGAGAGUGUCACUUCAAGAUUUUAUCUUUGCAAAAGAAGUUCGGUUGGGGACUUAUAGCACAAGAGACUCUUCACUCCUCCCUCCAGCAGCUAUUGUGGCAACCAAAUCAAUGAGAGCAGACCCUCGGACAGAACCACGCUAUGCUGAACGAGUGCCUUAUGUUGUGAUCCAUGGGGAGCCAGGAGCUCGACUUGUUGAUAUGGUGGUGGACCCACUGGUUCUUUUGGACAUUGAUUCGCCUUACCGGUUGAAUGACUUAUACUACAUCAACAAACAAAUUAUACCAGCUCUGCAAAGGGUAUUUGGACUUGUGGGUGCAGACUUAAACCAGUGGUUUUUGGAGAUGCCCCGUCCCACAAGAAGCUCCCUUGGUCAACGUCCCAUAAACUCUAGAAACUCGCACAAAGCUAGAAUUGAUUACUUUUAUCCCUCGAAACAUUGCUUCUUGUGUGGGGAAGUUGUUCAGGCAUCUGCUCAGCUAUGCAAUCGGUGCCUCAAAAAUGAAAGUGCUGCUGCUGCAACCAUUGUUUGGAAGACUACGAAAUUGGAGAGAGAGAUGCAACAUCUAGCCACAAUAUGCAGACACUGUGGUGGGGGAGACUGGGUGGUGGAAUGCGGAGUGAAAUGCACUUCUCUUGCGUGCUCAGUCUUUUACGAGAGACGGAAAGUUCAGAAAGAGCUUCGUGGCCUCUCCUCCAUUGCUACUGAGAGUGAGCUUUACCCUAAAUGCAUGGCUGAGUGGUUCUAACCUGUUCGCACUACGUGGUGGUAAGUUAUGAGAUGAGGUAGUACGGUCGAUCAUCACCUCCAAGUUGAUUGCUUCUGUUUUAUUUUUGUGUGAAUAUGACUAGUGUAUAUAAACAUCCCUUACCAUUUUGUUCAGUGUGAAAUGUAGAUCUCUUUGUUGUUGUGUUGUAUAGUCUCUGAAUGUAUAAGCAAUCAUGAAAAGAAAGAAAGACAAUUAUUUCUUGAUAUUUACAAAUGUCCACUGCAACAAGAAGAUACAUGUUCU